AUGGCCUUCGUGACCUUCUGCGGGCUGAGGACGGGGGACCUGAGGCUGAUCGCUAGGACUGUGCUGCCGAAAAUUUUCUUGGAGAACCUCCAUCUGCAUGCAUGCGAGGUGCUGAAAGGGAGGCGAGCUGUUGUGCUCACCACCUUGCCGAGGCUCAUGGUGGAGGGAUUCUUGAAGGAGUACUUAGAGGUGGGGGAGGUGGUGGGGGCGGAGCUGCAGGUGGUGAAGGGCUGCUACUUCACGGGGGUCAUCUCUUGGCCUGACAAACAGAGAGCUCUCAGGGACAUGGUCAAGGCCGGUGCGGCCAUUGUGAACCUCUCCAAUGUCCACCACCACCAACUCUCGGCCAAGGAAAUUUAUGUCGUGAGAGAGGAGGAAUCAAGGAGUGAGAGCAGCAAAAUGCCGAGAAACAAGUACCCGAAGCCACUUGUGUUCCAUGACGGAAGACUGGCUUUUCUCCCGACGCCAUGCGAGAUGAUGGCGUUCUUCAUGUGGAUACCCGUGGCAAUCCCUUUGGCCGUGUUCAGGAUCGCGAUGGGGAUCGUUUUCCCUUAUAAAAUAUCCAUCUUCAUCGCCGCCGUCACCGGAAUCCGAUUCCGGAGGGCCGGAGAUGGGAAAGCGAACUGGGAGAAGAAGGGGGUGGUGUACGUGUGCCGAUUAAGGCAUUGGAGCUUCUCAAUGCCGAUAGGGACAGGUCAAGGCCGGUGUGGCCAUACAUAG
This is a messenger RNA of Zingiber officinale, 720 nucleotides long. RefSeq names its product glycerol-3-phosphate acyltransferase 1-like. The record is from RefSeq and is a predicted model, not a curated record. Gene Ontology annotation, biological process: cutin biosynthetic process. Bases 1 to 720 code for a protein of 239 amino acids. The transcript has 2 exons. Gene Ontology annotation, molecular function: glycerol-3-phosphate 2-O-acyltransferase activity; phosphatase activity. Lineage: Eukaryota; Viridiplantae; Streptophyta; Magnoliopsida; Zingiberales; Zingiberaceae. Gene Ontology annotation, cellular component: membrane.